AGGUUGACUUGGCACCUUGAAGAGUGGAGGCUUGGCCCCCAGGAUGAGGCGGCCCUCGAAAUCGAUGCCACCCACGGGGGAAUGAUUCUGCGGUGCCAUCCCCUUCAUAAACGCAGAUUCCUUCCUAAAGCCGCAGCUGCAGAAGGAACAGCGCGAGGAGGGAGGGGCAGACACUGGCCUCAGAUACCUGACCUGGUACCCUCUAUGAGGCCUGCGGUGCUGGGCUCCCCAGACCGAGCACCCCCAGAAGAUGAGGGGCCUGUCAUGGUGAAGCUAGAGGACUCUGAGGAGGAGGGUGAGGCUGCCUUAUGGGACCCAGGCCCUGAAGCUGCACGCCUGCGUUUCCGGUGCUUCCGCUAUGAGGAGGCCACAGGGCCCCAAGAGGCCCUGGCCCAGCUCCGAGAGCUGUGUCGCCAGUGGCUGCGUCCAGAGGUACGCUCCAAGGAGCAGAUGCUGGAGCUGUUGGUGCUGGAGCAGUUCCUGGGCGCACUGCCCCCUGAGAUCCAGGCCCGUGUGCAGGGGCAGCGGCCAGGCAGCCCCGAGGAGGCUGCUGCCCUAGUAGAUGGGCUGCGCCGGGAGCCGGGCGGACCCCGGAGAUGGGUCACAGUCCAGGUGCAGGGCCAGGAGGUCCUAUCAGAGAAGAUGGAGCCCUCCAGUUUCCAGCCCGUACCUGAAACUGAGCCUCCAACUCCAGAGCCUGGGCCCAAGACACCUCCUAGGACUAUGCAGGAAUCACCACUGGGCCUGCAGGUGAAAGAGGAGCCAGAGGUUACAGAGGACUCAGAUUUCCUGGAGUCUGGGCCUCUAGCUGCCACCCAGGAGUCUGUACCCACCCUCCUGCCUGAGGAGGCCCAGAGAUGUGGGACCGUGCUGGACCAGGCCUUUCCCCACAGCAAGCCUGGGCCUGAGGGUCCCUCAUGGAGGGAGCACCCCAGGGCCCUGUGGCAUGAGGAAGCUGGGGGCAUCUUCUCCCCAGGGUUUGCGCUGCAGCUAGACAGCAUCUCCGCAGGUCCAGGUAGUGUAAGCCCUCACCUCCACGUCCCCUGGGACCUCGGCAUGGCUGGCCUUUCUGGCCAGAUCCAAUCACCCUCCCGCGAAGGUGGCUUUGCGCAUGCGCUUCUGCUCCCCAGCGAUCUGAGGAGUGAACAGGACCCCACGGACGAGGAUCCCUGCCGGGGUGUGGGCCCUGCUCUGGUCACCACCCGCUGGCGCUCCCCCAGGGGCCGGAGCCGGGGCCGCCCCAGCACUGGGGGCGGGGUGGUUAGGGGCGGCCGUUGCGAUGUAUGUGGCAAGGUGUUCAGCCAACGCAGCAACCUGCUGAGGCACCAGAAGAUCCACACGGGUGAGCGACCAUUCGUGUGCAGCGAGUGCGGCCGCAGCUUCAGCCGCAGCUCGCACCUGCUGCGCCACCAGCUUACGCACACCGAGGAGCGGCCGUUCGUGUGCGGCGACUGUGGCCAGGGCUUCGUGCGCAGCGCGCGCCUGGAAGAGCAUCGGAGAGUGCACACGGGCGAACAGCCUUUCCGUUGCGCUGAGUGCGGCCAGAGCUUCCGGCAGCGCUCCAAUCUGCUGCAACACCAGCGCAUCCACGGCGAUCCCCCGGGCCCUGGCGCUACGCCCCCGGCCCCUCCUGGUGCGCCCGAGCCUCCCGGCCCCUUUCCGUGCAGCGAGUGCCGCGAGAGCUUCGCGCGGCGCGCCGUGCUACUGGAGCACCAGGCGGUACACACGGGCGACAAGUCCUUUGGCUGCGUCGAGUGCGGCGAGCGCUUCGGCCGCCGCUCAGUGCUGCUGCAGCACCGGCGCGUGCACAGUGGCGAGCGGCCCUUCGCCUGUGCCGAGUGCGGCCAGAGCUUCCGGCAGCGCUCCAACCUGACGCAGCACCGGCGCAUCCACACCGGGGAGCGGCCCUUCGCCUGCGCCGAGUGUGGCAAGGCCUUCCGCCAGCGGCCUACGCUCACGCAGCAUCUCCGCGUACACACGGGCGAGAAACCCUUUGCCUGCCCCGAGUGUGGCCAGCGCUUCAGCCAGCGCCUCAAGCUCACGCGUCAUCAGAGGACACACACCGGCGAAAAGCCCUACCACUGCGGUGAGUGCGGCCUGGGCUUCACGCAGGUCUCGCGGCUCACCGAGCACCAGCGCAUCCACACGGGCGAACGGCCCUUCGCCUGCCCCGAGUGCGGCCAGAGCUUUCGGCAGCACGCCAACCUCACCCAGCACCGGCGCAUCCACACGGGCGAACGGCCCUACGCAUGCCCUGAGUGUGGCAAGGCCUUCCGCCAGCGGCCCACGCUCACGCAGCAUCUGCGCACCCACCGACGAGAGAAGCCCUUCGCCUGCCAGGACUGUGGCCGCCGCUUCCACCAGAGCACCAAGCUCAUUCAGCACCAGCGCGUCCACAGCGCCGAGUAGCUCCAGCCGGGACGCACUGUGUCCGCCAUGGUCAGAACACCUACCUCCCCUGGUUAUUGUGAGGCUGGCGAUUACAUAAGUAUAAGCAGGUCCGCCCAGGGCUUGGCUACUGUAGGUGUCCAAUAAACAGUAGAUGGAAA
Gorilla gorilla gorilla (western lowland gorilla) is the source of this 2549-nucleotide messenger RNA. RefSeq names its product myeloid zinc finger 1 (gene MZF1). Gene Ontology annotation, biological process: regulation of transcription by RNA polymerase II. Gene Ontology annotation, molecular function: RNA polymerase II cis-regulatory region sequence-specific DNA binding; DNA-binding transcription activator activity, RNA polymerase II-specific. The coding region runs from base 82 to 2409 and encodes 775 amino acids. The transcript has 6 exons. Gene Ontology annotation, cellular component: nucleus. Lineage: Eukaryota; Metazoa; Chordata; Mammalia; Primates; Hominidae. The record is from RefSeq and is a predicted model, not a curated record.